This is a messenger RNA of Zea mays, 1547 nucleotides long. RefSeq lists its product as uncharacterized. Lineage: Eukaryota; Viridiplantae; Streptophyta; Magnoliopsida; Poales; Poaceae. The coding region runs from base 350 to 1270 and encodes 306 amino acids. The record is from RefSeq and is a predicted model, not a curated record. The transcript is spliced from 9 exons.
CACCUGUCCACCGGAUAAGGUCCGCCCGGGCUCCCAUCCCCUCUCGCCUCCCGUCCCCUCCGUCGAACCAAAGCUCGCGAGCCGCAAAGCCGCGGCGACAACCACUUGUUUAAGCCGCGACCUGCGUCCCAGCAUCAGUCAGUGCAUCAGCAUUCAUCGCCCCCUGCCUCCCCUUCCAUUCGCCCUCCUCCCACUCCACCAGCUCCUGCCUGCCUAUAAACCCAGGGCCGCCCUUUGACUCUCCUUCCCUGUCCAGUGGCGGGGCCGCUUCCCUUGCGUUCGCGGAGAGUCUGUCUGUCUGUCUAGCUAGCUAGCUAGCUGCCGAGAGCGUGAGGAGGAAGGGGGAUCCAUGGCGGCGGAGAACGAGGAGAAGGAGACGGCCUGCGCGGGGUACAAGCACGGGCCGCCAUGGGUGUUCAAAGGCAGCGCAUUGUACCAGCUGCAUUUGGUGAAGGCGUCGACGGCGCGGGCCUUCGUGCCGCGGGACCUCCGCCUGGUUGAGGCCUUCGGCUACACGCUCGGCGGCAUGUUCCUGGCGCGCUACCACGACAGCCCUGCCGGCGAAUUCGACGAGCUCGUGGUGAUCGCCGGCAUUGUGUGGAACCCGCCGACCUCCUGCGCGUGGGCUGCCAGGGUGCUGGUGAACAGCGUCGAAGCCUGCCGGCACGGCCGCAAGGAGGUAGGACUGCCAAGCCAUGUCGCCACAUUCUCGUCAAAGAACGAGGCUGCUUCGCUUGGGGAUAGACCGUUGGCUAGACCAAACAGCUUCCUCAACAUGCUGGGGAUCGGGUCGACAGCCUUCGAGCAAGGGAAUGGCCGCGAGAUUGAGGUUUCAGAGUCCAAGGGCGGCUCGUCUACUCGGCAUCUGUGCAACAUCAGCCUGCCAUUUACCGGAUCACAUAAGGACCACCAGUGGGCGGGCCCAGCAAUCAGAAUGUCACUCCCGAGUUUCAGCGGACGUACAGUGGACCAUCCUGAUCUUCUCAAGUACUCCUGUCAAGUAGAAUGCAGGGUGCGCCCUGUGAAGCCUGCUAGGAUCUGGAGUGCAAGAACCACAGAGCCCCAGCAGGAAAAAUCCGACGGCGAGGUCAGCAGCUCCGGGUCCAGCGUGGCAGCCGACUUGGACGCCCGAAGCCACAGCAUCUCGGUCCUGUUGUCCAGGCCCAUCUUCGCGCUCGAGUUCAGCUCCCUGAGGAUGCACGUCGACGCUCCCAGGACCGUUGUUCCGCACCGCGACGACAAGAAAGUCGGGUACUCGUCCAGCACUUAAAACGUGAUGAAGGAAGGAGCUGUGCCUGUGCAGUUUCUGGUUGGAAGCACAAGAACCCCCGGGAGUUUUGGCCGCGUUUGACCCGGUUGCUUGCGUGAAUUCGUGCAGUUUCUGGUUGCUUUUUACUGCGCAUCAUAUUCGUUUCUUGGUUAUUUUUUUCUUCUCUCCCUUGGCGGUAUUCUUUUUCUUGUUUGUGAGGAAAUAUGUCGGGUAUGCAUAGCAUAGCAGAGCACUUGUUUGGUUCAAGAUUGCAAGUAGUUUGGUUCCUGUUGCAACA